AAAAUCAAAGUGUUUUUUUUCAUGCGUUACAGUGUUAUGGAGAUUAAUCUUAAGUAUAGGCCCAUGUUCUUAUUUUAAGCGUACAUGGACGUGAUCGUGUGGGUUUUGCAAAUGUGCAGCACUGAAACGUUUGACAGCACACCACAGUAAAAUCAAUGGCUUCUUUGCCAUGGGUUUGAAGAAAGCACUUCAUUGUGUUGAAGUGUGCUAAAAAUAGUGCUUGCACAAAAGUUAGCUUAAAUUACUCACAACACACAGCUGUAGGAAAUAUAUUGGAUAUUGAACGACUGAGCUGUUGAAGUGACGAGUGACAUGUUAUGGUUCAGUCCACUACCUGGGUGUCUUUCAUUACAUUUAGAAUGGCAAUCCCAAUUGCAGUCCUGGACUGUGACCUGCUACUCCAUGGCCGUGGGCACAAAACUCUGGAUCGAUUUGACAUUGAAACAGUGUCAGAUGAGUUCCUGUUGACCACAUUUGGUUUUCCACGUGAGUUUAUUUAUUACUUGGUGGACCUACUGAAAGAGAGCUUAUUAAGACGCACUCAGAGGUCACGAGCAAUCAGCCCAGAUGUUCAGAUCCUUGCAGCUCUGGGAUUUUACACCUCAGGCUCCUUCCAGAGCAAGAUGGGCGAUGCCAUUGGAAUCAGCCAGGCCUCCAUGAGUCGCUGUGUUUCGAAUGUCACUAAAGCUCUAAUUGAAAAGGCACCAGAGUUCAUUGGCUUCAACCGAGACGAGGUCGCCAAGCAGCAGUCUAAGGAAGAGUUCUACAGAGUGGCAGGUAUUCCAAACGUCAUAGGGGUUGUGGACUGUGCACACAUAGCCAUUAAGGCGCCUAAUGCUGAGGAUUCAUCUUAUGUCAAUAAGAAAGGCUUCCACUCCAUUAACUGCCAGCUGGUAUGUGAUGCCCGAGGGCUCCUGUUGAGCGCUGAGACACACUGGCCUGGCAGUUUAACGGACCGAGCUGUAUUUAACCAGUCCAGUGUGUGCAAGAUAUUUGAGGAACUGGUGAACCAUGAAGGCUGGCUGUUAGGAGAUAACCGCUACCCUCUGAGAAAGUGGCUGAUGACUCCGGUUCAAAAUCCUGAGACUCCAGCAGACUAUCGCUACAACCUGGCCCACACGGCCACGCAUGAAAUUGUGGACCGUACGUUUCGAGCUAUCCAGACACGCUUCAGAUGCCUGGAUGGAGCCAAAGGUUAUCUGCAGUAUGCACCUGAGAAAUGUUCUCGCAUAAUCCAGGCCUGCUGCGUGCUCCAUAAUGUCUCACUGCAGACAGGACUGGAUGCUUGGACUUUCGAGAGAACUGAAGCCACAGACCAGUCCGAGGAAGAUAGCGAUCUGACAGAAAAAGUGGACUUGGAGGCAGUAAGAGUCCGAAGGGAACUGAUCCAGAAUCACUUUAGCUAGAAUGGAGCUGGAAAGACAUUCCCAUGGAGUGGAUUUGGCUUCUUAAGAUGGACUGAUAAUUGUUUCUUUGUUAGAGUACGUCUCUGUGAAAGUGCAUAGAUUAAGACUAACCAUAAGUCUGUGAGUCAUCCAGUGCACUGUAAUCGUUUGAUGUUACCUGGAGCAUAUUAAUUAUCUAAAUAUGUUAUAUCCCCUCUGGACUCACAUACACAAAUAUGAUUAAAGAAGACAAGUUUGUCACAUUCUUUUCAGGAUUUAACUUUAA
Messenger RNA from Pygocentrus nattereri (red-bellied piranha), 1671 nucleotides. RefSeq names its product harbinger transposase derived 1 (gene harbi1). The transcript has 3 exons. The record is from RefSeq and is a predicted model, not a curated record. Bases 318 to 1406 code for a protein of 362 amino acids. NCBI's taxonomy places the organism in Eukaryota, Metazoa, Chordata, Actinopteri, Characiformes, Serrasalmidae.